Phanerochaete carnosa HHB-10118-sp is the source of this 544-nucleotide messenger RNA. RefSeq lists its product as uncharacterized. The transcript has 4 exons. NCBI's taxonomy places the organism in Eukaryota, Fungi, Basidiomycota, Agaricomycetes, Polyporales, Phanerochaetaceae. Gene Ontology annotation, molecular function: transmembrane protein transporter activity. The record is from RefSeq and is a predicted model, not a curated record. Gene Ontology annotation, cellular component: TIM22 mitochondrial import inner membrane insertion complex. The coding region runs from base 40 to 492 and encodes 150 amino acids. Gene Ontology annotation, biological process: protein insertion into mitochondrial inner membrane.
CCUUUACCACCGGGGUGGACGGAGGAGGACCGCACAAACAUGUUGGAGGCGAAGAAGUACCAGGAUUGGAUGCAAGCCGGUAUGGAGUCAUGUGUUGCGAAGACAGCGAUAGCAGGAGGCGGAGGUUUUGCCAUCGGUGCUUUCUUCUCGCUCAUGUCGUCCUCAUUUGCGUACGAGGACCCAUUGGCGCGCGCACAGCUGACGACAACACAGAAGGCUUCGGAAAUUUUCAAGGAGAUGGGCCGUAAUAUGUGGAAGAGCGGUAGAGGAUUCGCGAAAGUCGGUGCCUUGUUUGCUGGUAUCGAAUGUGUGAUAGAAUCGUACCGUGCGAGGAACGAUAUGGUCAAUCCAGUUGCAGCAGGUUUUGUUGCAGGUGGUGUGCUUGCGCGGAACGCUGGACCAAAAGCUGCCUUCGGAGGCGGUGUGGCUUUCGCGGCCUUCUCAGCAGUGAUAGACCUCUUCCUACGGAGAGAAACGGCAGACGAUGAUUGAGUCUGUGUUUGCUGGAUAUAUGUAGACUAAUGUAUACCAGGUUAAUCUUUUC